AUGCCCAAAGCGCACCUGAGCAUGCAAGUGGCUUCUGCAACCACCGCAGCCCCCAUGAGUAAGGCAGCUGCGGGUGAUGAGCUCUCCGGAUUCUUCGGCCUGAUCCCAGACUUGCUGGAGGUUGCCAACAGGAGCAGCAAUGCGUCGCUGCAGCUUCAGGACUUGUGGUGGGAGCUGGGGCUGGAGUUGCCCGACGGUGCGGCGCCUGGGCAUCCCCCGGGCAGCGGUGGGGCAGAGAGCGCGGACACAGAGGCCAGGGUACGGAUCCUCAUCAGCGCCGUUUACUGGGUGGUUUGUGCCCUGGGACUGGCUGGCAACCUGCUGGUUCUCUACCUGAUGAAGAGCAAACAGGGCUGGCGCAAAUCCUCCAUUAACCUCUUUGUCACUAACCUGGCGCUGACUGACUUUCAGUUUGUGCUCACUCUGCCCUUCUGGGCGGUGGAGAACGCACUAGAUUUCAAGUGGCCCUUUGGCAAGGCCAUGUGUAAGAUCGUAUCUAUGGUGACAUCCAUGAACAUGUAUGCCAGCGUCUUCUUUCUCACUGCUAUGAGUGUGGCGCGCUACCACUCGGUGGCCUCAGCUCUCAAGAGCCAUCGGACCCGCGGGCAUGGCCGUGGCGACUGCUGCGGCCAGAGCUUGGGGGAGAGCUGCUGUUUCUCAGCCAAGGUGCUGUGUGGAUUGAUCUGGGCUUCUGCCGCGAUAGCUUCGCUGCCCAAUGUCAUUUUUUCUACCACCAUCAAUGUGUUGGGCGAGGAGCUGUGCCUCAUGCACUUUCCGGACAAGCUCCUGGGUUGGGACCGGCAGUUCUGGCUGGGUUUGUACCACCUGCAGAAGGUGCUGCUGGGCUUCCUGCUGCCGCUGAGCAUCAUCAGUUUGUGUUACCUGUUGCUCGUGCGCUUCAUCUCCGACCGCCGCGUAGUGGGGACAACGGAUGGAGCAACAGCGCCUGGGGGGAGCCUGAGUACAGCCGGCGCUCGGAGACGCUCCAAGGUCACCAAGUCGGUGACCAUCGUAGUCCUUUCCUUCUUCUUAUGUUGGCUGCCCAACCAAGCGCUCACCACCUGGAGCAUCCUCAUCAAGUUCAAUGUAGUGCCCUUCAGUCAGGAGUACUUUCAGUGCCAAGUGUACGCGUUCCCAGUCAGCGUGUGCCUGGCACACUCCAACAGCUGCCUCAACCCCAUCCUCUACUGCUUAGUGCGCCGCGAGUUCCGCAAGGCGCUCAAGAACCUGCUGUGGCGUAUAGCAUCGCCUUCGCUCACCAGCAUGCGCCCCUUCACCGCCACCACCAAGCCAGAACCUGAAGAUCACGGGCUGCAGGCCCUGGCGCCACUUAAUGCUACUGCAGAGCCUGACCUGAUCUACUAUCCACCCGGUGUGGUGGUCUACAGCGGAGGUCGCUACGACCUUCUCCCUAGCAGCUCUGCCUACUGA
Molecule: messenger RNA, 1431 nt
Organism: Rattus norvegicus (Norway rat)
Lineage: Eukaryota; Metazoa; Chordata; Mammalia; Rodentia; Muridae
Gene: Rxfp3
Product: relaxin family peptide receptor 3
Biological process (GO): signal transduction; G protein-coupled receptor signaling pathway
Cellular component (GO): plasma membrane; membrane
Molecular function (GO): G protein-coupled receptor activity
Source: RefSeq, marked provisional